AUGUCAUUUGCAGGCGGCAGGAGACUCAUGUGCUCUACUCUGGUGGUGGUGCUUUUGAUUCUCUCGGUGUUACAGAUUUGGGUCUGCUGUGAAUAUUCAUGCCAAGCCAGCGCAAUUCGGAUACUUCCUGCAGGAAACGGAUCAAUGGCAAAGCUCAGAAGAAAGGAGAGCAGCAUCAGCCAUGGCAGUGUUGAUAAGAAAAGCAAAGAGGAGCUGCUCCACAAGUACUUCAAUGGAAGAACUUUCAGUUUCGGUAACAUGAGUAGUGACAAAGGAUUCGAGGAGAACAAACGAAAAGUACCCAGUUGCCCAGAUCCUCUCCACAACUAG
Juglans microcarpa x Juglans regia is the source of this 330-nucleotide messenger RNA. Its product is annotated as CLAVATA3/ESR (CLE)-related protein 27. The coding region runs from base 1 to 330 and encodes 109 amino acids. The record is from RefSeq and is a predicted model, not a curated record. The transcript has a single exon. Lineage: Eukaryota; Viridiplantae; Streptophyta; Magnoliopsida; Fagales; Juglandaceae.